CUGAUGAGCACUGCGCUGCGGGACUACACACUGAACGUCAAAUUACUUUUUUUUAUCGAAGUGAAAGAAUAUUGCUUGGGAAUUAUGCUAGUAUUUGAGCCAGUGUGAUGUGAAGUAAUGCUGGAGGGCCUUUGGAACAAAACGAGUGUCGCUGGAGGUGUUGGGAGCUGCUCUGGCUGACUGCACUGGCUUAGCUGCCAUCUUUUUUGGGUACUGUAUGUAUCUUGAAGUUCAUCUCAACAGCCUGGAUCUUCAGUGAACAAAGAUGAAGAAACGUUUGCAGGUGCACUGGAUGGACAUAGCUGAUUACAUGCAUCCUGUUUGCCUUUUGGAAUGUAGGUUUCUGCUAUCCUAAGUAACUAACAGUGUUGGGAAAUUCUGGAUUUUGCCACUGAAGAUUUAGCUUUCCCUGGAGGGAGCCUGUUCUCCGCUGUCGUGUGGUGCACUGCAGAGGAGACAUGGCCCGAAACUCUUUCCGUGGGUCCAAAUACAAGGCAGAUGCCAACCAUGAUGCCGAGUUUGGCUGCACGCUCAAGGAGCUGCGCUCGCUCAUGGAACUCAGGGGGCCAGAAGGAUUACAGAGAAUCCAGGAGUGUUAUGGAGAUGUUCAGGGACUUUGCUCCAGGUUAAAAUCUUCUUGCACAGAAGGGUUAAGCGGUCAUUCUGAUGAUAUUGCAAACAGAAAGGAUGUAUAUGGGAAGAAUUUCAUACCUCCUAAAAAGCCAAAAACAUUCCUGCAGUUAGUUUGGGAAGCACUGCAAGAUGUGACUCUAAUCAUAUUGGAAGUUGCAGCCAUAAUAUCUUUAGGCCUUUCCUUCUACAGACCUCCUGAUGCAGAAAGAGAAAACUGUGGUAAAGCUGCUGGAGGAGUGGAAGAUGAGGGUGAAGCAGAGGCUGGAUGGAUUGAAGGUGCAGCCAUCCUCUUAUCUGUCGUAUGUGUGGUGCUUGUCACUGCCUUUAAUGACUGGAGCAAAGAAAAGCAGUUUCGCGGCUUGCAGAGUCGCAUCGAGCAGGAGCAGAAGUUCACAGUGGUUCGAGGAGGCCAGAUCAUUCAGAUUCCUGUAGCAGAGCUGGUGGUUGGAGAUAUCGCUCAAGUAAAAUAUGGUGACCUCCUUCCUGCUGACGGGGUGCUAAUCCAAGGCAACGAUCUGAAAAUUGACGAGAGCUCUCUCACAGGAGAGUCAGACCAUGUCAAAAAAACAAUGGACAAAGAUCCCAUGCUGCUUUCAGGUACCCAUGUUAUGGAGGGUUCAGGCAAAAUGCUGGUCACUGCCGUGGGUGUCAACUCUCAGACUGGAAUUAUCUUCACCCUCCUCGGGGCUGGAGAUGAGGAUGGGGACAAUGAGGAUGAGAAGGAAGAAAAAGAUAGGAAGAAAAGGGAGAAGGAGGAGAAGAAGAAGGAGAAAGAAAGGAAAAAGAAGGAGAAGAAGGGCAAGAAAAGCAAAAAGCAGGAUGGAUCUGACAAAAACAAGAGUAAAGAUGGAGGUGGUGUGGACACUGAGCCUCUCAGCAGUGAGGAUGGCAUUGAUGGUGAUGUGAAAAAGAAAACCAAUCUACCAAAGAAAGAAAAAUCUGUACUUCAAGGAAAGCUCACCAAACUUGCCGUACAGAUUGGAAAAGCAGGCCUUUUUAUGUCAGCCAUCACAGUCAUUAUACUGGUGGUGCUCUUUUUGGUGGACACCUUCUGGGUCCAGGGGCUUCCGUGGAUCAAAGACUGCACUCCUGUCUACAUCCAGUUCUUUGUCAAGUUCUUCAUCAUAGGGGUCACUGUGCUGGUUGUUGCUGUGCCUGAGGGAUUGCCCCUCGCUGUCACCAUCUCACUAGCCUACUCUGUCAAAAAAAUGAUGAAAGACAACAACCUAGUCAGACACCUGGAUGCAUGCGAGACAAUGGGCAAUGCCACUGCCAUCUGCUCAGACAAGACUGGCACUUUAACCAUGAACAGGAUGACAGUGGUACAGGUGUAUGUGGGAGACAGACACUACCGAAAGGUUCCUGAACCUGAUCUGAUUCCAGGCAAGAUCAUGGACCUGCUGGUCACAGGCAUCAGUGUUAACUGUGCAUACACCACCAAGAUCAUGCCUCCUGAGAGGGAAGGUGGUCUGCCCCGUCAGGUGGGGAACAAAACUGAAUGUGCCUUGCUGGGGUUUUCCCUUGACUUACGCAAAGACUACCAAAUCAUCCGCAACGAAUACCCUGAAGAGAAGUUCUUCAAAGUAUACACUUUUAAUUCUGUGAGGAAAUCCAUGAGCACAGUGCUGAGAAACUACGAUGGAAGCUACCGGAUGUUCAGCAAAGGAGCCUCUGAAAUUCUCUUGAAGAAGUGCUGUAAAAUAUUGACUGCAAACGGAGAACCCAUAUACUUUAAACCCAGAGAUCGAGAUGACUUGAUGAAGAUGGUAAUUGAGCCCAUGGCUUCAGAGGGCCUGAGGACCAUCUGCCUGGCUUACAGGGACUUCCCCGUAUCGGAGGGUGAACCAGACUGGGACAACGAAACAGACAUCCUUACAGGUCUUACCUGCAUUUGUGUGGUGGGCAUCGAAGACCCUGUACGGCCAGAGGUUCCUGAUGCUAUUAGGAAGUGUCAGAGAGCAGGCAUCACUGUCCGCAUGGUCACUGGGGACAACAUUAACACGGCUCGCGCUAUUGCCACCAAGUGCGGCAUCCUCCAUCCUGGAGAUGAUUUCCUGUGCCUUGAAGGCAAAGAGUUUAAUAGGCGGAUACGCAACGAAUUGGGAGAGAUUGAACAAGAGCGCAUUGACCGAAUUUGGCCUAAACUCCGUGUCCUGGCAAGAUCUUCUCCAACUGACAAGCACACUUUAGUAAAAGGUAUAAUCGACAGCACUGUUGUAGAACAAAGACAAGUAGUUGCUGUAACAGGAGAUGGAACAAAUGACGGUCCUGCCCUGAAGAAAGCUGAUGUUGGCUUUGCAAUGGGUAUUGCUGGAACCGAUGUGGCCAAAGAGGCCUCAGAUAUCAUCCUGACCGAUGACAACUUCUCCAGCAUUGUGAAAGCUGUGAUGUGGGGGCGUAACGUGUAUGACAGCAUCUCCAAGUUCCUGCAGUUUCAGCUGACAGUCAACGUGGUGGCAGUGAUUGUGGCAUUCACGGGAGCUUGCAUCACGCAGGACUCUCCACUGAAAGCAGUUCAGAUGCUGUGGGUGAAUCUGAUUAUGGACACGUUUGCCUCGUUGGCUCUGGCCACUGAGCCCCCAACCGAAUCCCUACUGCUGAGAAAACCGUACGGCCGCAACAAACCUCUCAUCUCCAGAACCAUGAUGAAGAACAUUCUGGGUCAUGCCAUCUACCAGCUCACCAUCAUCUUUACUCUGCUGUUUGCUGGUGAGCAAAUCUUUGAUAUUGACAGUGGCAGGAAUGCUCCUUUACAUGCGCCUCCUUCAGAACACUACACCAUCGUUUUCAACACCUUCGUCAUGAUGCAGCUCUUCAAUGAAAUCAAUGCUCGCAAAAUUCAUGGCGAGAGAAAUGUCUUUGAUGGCAUCUUUAACAACCUCAUCUUCUGUUCCAUUGUGUUUGGCACAUUUCUUAUUCAGAUUGUGAUUGUGCAGUUUGGAGGGAAGCCCUUUAGCUGUGUAGGCCUCAGUAUUGAACAGUGGCUCUGGUGUGUCUUCCUUGGCUUUGGAUGUCUGCUCUGGGGUCAGUUGAUCACCACCAUUCCCACAAGUCGGCUAAAGUUCUUGAUGACUGCUGGGCAUGGCACCCAGAAAGAGGAGAUCCCAGAGGACGAACUGGAAGAGAUGGACAUGGAUGAAAUUGACCAUGCUGAGAUGGAACUGAGAAGAGGGCAGGUCCUGUGGUGCAGAGGACUCCAAAGAAUCCAGACACAGAUCCGUGUGGUAAAUGCUUUUCGGGAAGCCAUGUCUCCAUAUGAAGGCCUGGAGACCCCAGAGUCACGCAGCUCUAUUCACAACUUCAUGAGUCACCCAGAGUUCCGCAUCGAAGACUCUGAGCCAGCCAUCCCUCUGAUUGAUGAGACUGACCCAGAAGAGGAAGCGCCUACAAAACGUAAUUCUGCACCGCCCCCGCCCCUUUCUCCGAUCGUAUCUUCUCCUAACCAGAACAACAAUGCUACAGACAGCAGAAGCUUUCACCGCCAUAAGGACAUAAUCAAGACUGCCAUUCCUCAGCCCCCUGGUAGCCCCCUGCACAGCCUGGAGACAUCUCUCUGAUUCCAUCCAAGCUAAAACCUUGCUAAGACCAUGUCUGUACUACCCAUGCCAAGAGCACAUCACAACCCUUGCAAAGAGCAUGCUUAGGAGGUCAUUAAAUGUUCUGGUAAUGAAAUGGACAGUUUUCCAUCAGUCCAGGUGUAGCUGGAUGGACAAGUUAGCUAACCUACAGAGAAAUGUUGGUAUAGAUUGAGGAUUUAUUUGAGGAUUUCUUCCCAGGCGAUCUACAGUAGUCUGAGAGGAAGCUAGAAAGAAAAUGUAUAUUUUAAUACAUUUACAAAUUGUCCUUAAAAGAAAAAAGAUAGGAAUGGAAAUUUUUUCUCAAUUUUCAAUUUGAACGAAACCUUACCCACGUGCUUUCAAGUGAAACACUGAUGUGUGUUGUUUUGGCUGAUUAUAUUGUAAUAAAAAUUGUUUGUUUACAUGCUUUUCAAAAAUAUACCACCUUUGGGGGAGGGGGAGUGUGGGGGGCAAAGUGCAAAUAAUGAACAAGACAUAUGCAUAGUUGCUGCUGUAUCUUUAUGUGAGGUUUAUGUUUAGGACUUAGACAGAUGAUGUUAAGGCAUUGUGGUCUGGUUUAGUGGUAUGCAGAAUAAAUGGGGAAAAGAAUAUAUCAAAAUAUGUUUACCAUUUCAGUUUUGUUUAAAUAUGUGGGUUAUUGAAGAUUUCAGGUUGGAUUCAACUGAUUCUAAGCAUCUUGGCAUCUUACAUAAGUCCAUUGUGAAGGGGCUGCAGAAUGUGUGUGGUAUUAACAAUUUAACACCUGACUUUUCCCAACCAAUUGCAUCACUCAUUGCUUCAGAGUUAUCUCCAUUUAUUUCAUUUUUUUAAAUUAUUGAAGACAUCAGAUAAACUCAUCAACAAAAGCAUGCAUGCUCCUCAAGUUGUCCUUAAUAGCUUUGCAAGCAAGGCUGCAUAAAAUAUAGCUUUAUUUUGUUUUACAAGCAUGCUGCUGGGUUUGCCCCUGAAAGCCAGGGCACUGUAAACAAAUUCUACUAUCUAAUCCCACAAUCCCUUGGGGAAUAACACAGAACAUGUGGAGGUGAGGCAGUGAAAUGACCUCCAUAAAAAUGAGAAGCACAAAAACUGUAAUUGUUGAUCUUAGGAUCUAAAGAUGUGGAUUUCUGUGGAGGAUUUAACCAUGAAGAUAGGUCAUAGGUUAUGUUGGGUUGUGCUACACAUUAACAUUUAAAUUAUUAGAGAUGGCAAAUAGGAAAGAAAUGCUCUUUGGUUCUUUCUUUUUGUUUCACUGUAGCUUCAUUCCUAUUUUGGGGAUGAAUGUUUAUCCAUCUGUUUAUGGAUUUAUUAUUUUUUCUAUAUUUGGUAAUUACUUAAUGUCUGUAAAUCAUAAGCAGUAUAAACAGUGAUUGUGGUUCAAUUUCCAUUUGAAAGUGUGAGUAAUGUGUAUGGUUUUUUGACAAUAAAAGAUGAAUAGUUAAAAUGA
Messenger RNA from Astyanax mexicanus (Mexican tetra), 5634 nucleotides. RefSeq names its product ATPase plasma membrane Ca2+ transporting 1b (gene atp2b1b). Gene Ontology annotation, molecular function: PDZ domain binding; ATP hydrolysis activity; P-type calcium transporter activity. NCBI's taxonomy places the organism in Eukaryota, Metazoa, Chordata, Actinopteri, Characiformes, Acestrorhamphidae. Bases 459 to 4190 code for a protein of 1243 amino acids. The record is from RefSeq and is a predicted model, not a curated record. Gene Ontology annotation, cellular component: membrane; intracellular membrane-bounded organelle. Gene Ontology annotation, biological process: regulation of cytosolic calcium ion concentration; calcium ion transmembrane transport. The transcript has 21 exons.